Messenger RNA from Orcinus orca (killer whale), 6708 nucleotides. RefSeq names its product toll like receptor 8 (gene TLR8). Gene Ontology annotation, biological process: defense response to virus; canonical NF-kappaB signal transduction; positive regulation of interleukin-6 production. Gene Ontology annotation, molecular function: protein binding; pattern recognition receptor activity. Gene Ontology annotation, cellular component: plasma membrane. The transcript has 2 exons. NCBI's taxonomy places the organism in Eukaryota, Metazoa, Chordata, Mammalia, Artiodactyla, Delphinidae. The record is from RefSeq and is a predicted model, not a curated record. The coding region runs from base 145 to 3252 and encodes 1035 amino acids.
GUUCUGCUGAUGGUAAAGCGGCCAGUUUUAGGAAGUUGGUUAGUUUCUGUCCAUGUGCGCCUGUAGCACAGCGGGUACCACUCCGCAGCGCUGCAGGUUCUAGAAUGAGCUAUUAGGAAGGACGACCCCAGAAGAGUGGAAAACAUGACUCUUCACUUUUUGCUUCUGACCUGCCUUUUCCUGCUAAUCUCUGAUUCCUGUGAGUUCUUCGCUGAAGCAAAUUAUUCUAGAAGCUAUCCUUGCGAUGAGACAAAACGAAAUGGCUCCGUUAUUGCAGAAUGUAACAAUCGUCGAUUACAUGAGGUACCCCAAACAGUGGACAAAAGUGUGACAGAACUAGACCUAUCUGGUAAUUUCAUCAGACGCAUAACAAAUGAAUCAUUUCAAGGGCUGCAAAAUCUGACUAAGAUCGAUCUAAACCAUAACGUCAAGCUGUGGCCCCAGAAUGAAAAUCCUGCUGUAAAGAAUGGUAUGACUAUUACAGACGGGGCAUUUCUCAACCUAAAAAACCUAAGGGAGUUACUGCUUGAAGACAACCAGUUACAAGAAGUACCGGCUGGUUUGCCAAAAUCUUUGAAAGAACUUAGUCUAAUUCAAAAUAGAAUAACUGUGUUAACGAAAAAGAACACUUCUGGACUUAGGAAUCUGGAAAGUCUCUAUUUGGGCUGGAACUGUUACUUUGCUUGUAAUGAAACCUUUGCCGUAGAAGAUGGAACCUUUGAAAACCUUACCAAGUUGAAGGUGCUGUCAUUAUCUUUUAAUCCCCUUUUCCACGUGCCACCCAAACUGCCAAGCUCCCUAACAGAGCUCUAUCUUAGCAACACCAAGAUCAAAAACAUCAGUCAAGAAGACUUCAAGGGACUGAGAAAUUUAAAAGUACUAGAUUUAAGUGGGAACUGCCCGAGAUGUUUUAACGCGCCAUUUCCCUGCAUACCUUGCAAAGGAGGUGCUUCAAUUCAGAUACAUCCUCUUGCUUUUCAAACCCUGACCCAACUUCGCUACCUAAACCUCUCUAGCACUUCGCUCCGGAAGGUUCCUGCGACCUGGUUUGACAACAUGCAUCAUCUAAAGGUGCUGCAUCUCGAAUUCAACUAUUUAAUGGACGAAAUAGCCUCUGGGGAAUUUUUGGCAAAACUGCCCUCCUUAGAAAUACUUGACUUAUCUUACAACUACGAGCUGAAAAAAUAUCCACAGUACAUUAAUAUUUCUCAAAAAUUUUCAAAGCUUACAUCUCUCCAGAUAUUGCAUUUAAGAGGUUAUGUGUUCCAGGAACUUAGAAACGAAGAUUUCCAGCCCCUGAGGAACCUCUCAAAUUUAAUGGCUAUCAACUUGGGCGUUAAUUUUAUUAAGCAAAUUGAUUUUACCGUUUUCCAGUCGUUCUCCAACCUGAAAAUCAUUUACUUGUCCGAAAACAGAAUAUCACCCUUGGUCAGUGAUACCGAGCAACAAAAUGCAAAUGGCUCCUCUUUCCAAAGGCAUAUCCUUAAGCCACGGUCAGCAGUUACUGAGUUUGACCCACAUUCGAAUUUUUAUCAUGACACCAAUCCUUUGAUAAAGCCACAAUGUUCCAAUUACGGCAAAGCCUUAGAUUUAAGCUUGAACAGUAUUUUCUUUAUUGGGAUAAAGCAAUUUGAAGGUUUUAGGAACAUUUCCUGUUUAAAUCUGUCUUCAAAUGGCAACGGUCAAGCGUUAAAUGGAACUGAGUUUUCACUUUUGCGUGGUAUCAAGUAUUUGGACUUGACAAACAACAGACUAGACUUUGACGAUGACGCUGCUUUCAGCGAAUUGCCAUUGUUAGAAGUUCUAGAUCUGAGCUACAAUGCGCACUACUUCCGAAUAGCAGGGGUAACACACCGUCUAGGAUUUAUUCAAAAUUUAACUCAGCUGAAAGUUUUAAACUUGAGCUACAAUAGUAUUUUUACUUUAACAGAACCAUACCUGAAAAGCAUGUCCCUGGAAGAAUUAGUUUUCAGUGGAAACCGCCUUGACCUUUUGUGGAAUGCUCAAGAUGUCAGGUACUGGCAAAUUUUUAAAUAUCUCAGCAAUCUGACACGGCUUCAUUUAGCCUCUAAUAACCUUCAGCGUAUCCCCGAUGAAGCCUUCCUUAACUUGCCCCGGAGUCUCACCGAACUAUAUAUAAAUGAUAAUAGGUUAAAUUUCUUUAACUGGUCAUUACUGCAGCAGUUUCCUCAUCUCUGCUUGCUUGACUUAAGUGGGAACGAGCUGUUCUUUGUAACUGACAGCCUAUCGAAAUUCACAUCUUCUCUUGAGACACUGCUCCUGGGUCAAAACAGGAUUUCCCACCUGCCGUCCGGCUUUCUUUCCGAAGCCAGCAGUCUGACACACCUCGAUUUAAGUGCCAACCAGCUCAAGAUGAUCAACAAAUCCACGUUUGAAACUAAGACCGCCAUCAAGUUAGCCAUUUUGGAACUAGGUAGAAACCCUUUUGACUGUACCUGUGACAUCGGAGAUUUUCGAGAAUGGAUGGAUGGGAAUCUGAACGUCACAAUUCCCAGAUUGACAGAUGUCAUUUGCGCCAGUCCUGGGGAUCAACAAGGCAAGAGUAUUGUGAGUCUAGAGCUCACAACUUGUGUUUCAGAUACCAUUGCGGCAAUAUUCUGUUUCUUCACCUUUUUUGUCACCAUCUCAGUUAUGCUGGCUGCCCUGGCUCAUCAUUGGUUUUACUGGGAUGCUUGGUUUCUCUAUCAUGUGUGCUUAGCUAAGGUAAAAGGCUACAGGUCUCUUUCCACAUCCCAGACUUUCUACGAUGCUUAUGUUUCUUAUGACACCAAAGAUGCCUCUGUCACGGACUGGGUGAUCAAUGAGCUGCGCUUCCACCUGGAAGAGAGUGAGGACAAAAAUGUGCUCCUCUGUUUAGAGGAAAGGGAUUGGGACCCGGGACUCGCCAUCAUCGACAACCUCAUGCAGAGCAUCAACCAAAGCAGGAAAACAAUAUUUGUUCUAACCAAAAAGUAUGCCAAAAACUGGAACUUUAAAACAGCUUUCUACUUGGCCUUGCAGAGGCUAAUCGAUGAGAAUAUGGAUGUGAUUGUCUUUAUUCUGCUGGAGCCAGUGUUGCAGCAUUCGCAGUAUUUGAGGCUGCGGCAGAGGAUCUGCAAGAGCUCCAUCCUCCAGUGGCCCGACAACCCCAAGGCGGAAGGCUUGUUUUGGCAGAGUCUGAAAAAUGUCGUCUUAACUGCAAAUGAUUCACGGUAUAACAAUUUGUAUGUCGAUUCCAUUAAGCAGUACUAACUGAUGUUAAGUCUGGGUUCACCAACAUACUAAGAAUGCACAGCAGUGACCCUUCUGUCUUAGCUAUCACUUGGUGUGUAACAAAUUACCCCCAAACUUAAUGGCUUAAAAUGAUACAAUUUGUUAUAUCAUAGUCUCUGGAUCAGGAGUCCAGGCGUGGCUUAUCGCUGGGUCCUCUGCUCAGGGCCUCUCAAAGGCUGUAAUCGCCGUGUCAGCCAGGGCCACAGGCAUCUGCUAGGGUUAGCGUCCACUUCUGAGCUCACACUCAUGUGGUGGUUUUCAGGGUUGAGUUCUUCCUGGGCUGUUGGCCCAAGGCUGCCCUCAGUUCCCGGCCAUGUGGACUCCUUGCUGUGGCAGCUUGCUUCAUCAAAGCCAACAAGAGAGAGAGAUUGCUGACACCGUGGAAGUCGCCAUCUUUGUAGUCUAAUCAGGGAAGUGAUAACCCAUCACCUUGGCCAUAGUCUGCUUGUUAGAGUUAAAUCACCGGCCCUGCCAGCUCCAUGGGAGUGAUCACCUCAGUCCUGGAAAAGUGGUCCAUGACCGAGAUGGGCGGUUGUGAUAGCCUUGCUCAGCCUGCCAUCUUGGUCAUAAAUGGUGAAUGCCAGGAGAGGGGACCAUUGUGGCCAUCUUAGCAGUUGGCCUACUAUACCUUCAUUUCAAUAUCUCAGAACUUUUGCAACUAUGAUACUUCUGAUGUUAAGUUGCUAUUUAGAUUUAUCAUAUAUCCAUGGCCAUGUGGUUAUAUUACGCUGUGUUUGCAUUAGUCCUUCUUUUACAAUUACUUUUAUAAAUACUGGCUAUAAUAUUUCACUUCUAAGGUUUAGAUGCCAUUUAAAGGCUAAGAUGGAUGGUAUUUAAAGUGUUUUGCUUUUGUUUUUUUUACUUCUUAACCAUUUUAUAAAAGUGUGUAGCUAAAUUAGAAGCAUUUGGAGUAUCUGUCAAUUGCUAUUGCUGUAAAUCAUGAUAUUAAUGAUUAAAGUGCUUCAUUUCACAUCAUGAGCAUAUAAUAAAUACACAGUAGGGAAACAGAUCUAUAAUAUAAAAUAAGUUACCUAAAUGUCCAUUGACAGAUGAAUGGAUAAAGAAGAUGUAGUACAUAUAUACAGUGGAAUACUACUCAGCCAUAAAAAAAGAACGAAAUAACACCAUUUGCAGCAACAUGGACGCACCUGGAGAUUAUCAUACUACGUGAAGUAAGUCAGAAAGAGAAAGAUAAAUACCAUAUGGUAUCACUUAUAUGUGGAAUCUAAAAUAUGACACAAAGGAACCUAUCUACGAAGCAGAAACAGACUCAUGGACAGAGAACAGACUUGGUUGCCAAGGGGGAAGGGGAGGGACUGGGAGUUUGGGGUUAGUAGAUGCAAACUAUUCCAUAUAGAAUAGAUGGACAACAAGGUCCUACUGUACAGCACAGAGAACUAUAUUCAGUGUCCUGGGAUAAACCAUAAUGGAAAAGAAUACUAAAAAAGAAUGUAUAUAUAACUGUCACUUUGCUGUACAGCAGAAAUUAACACAACAUUGCAAAUCAACUAUAAUUUAAAAAAUAAAUAAAAGCCCGGGGGAUUAAAAAAUAAAAUAAAAUACCAUCAACACUGGGUUUUUGGAGAAUACUUAGGAAGAAAAAGCUUUGGUAGAAAUCAAAGGGAGAACAGUUUUCAUAAAGUUUGUACAUUAAGAUAAUUAUUAACAGAGAAAUUCUAUCUUUAGUUCCUACUCAGAAGACGUAAUGUCAGAAUGCCUACCUGUCGGUACCCUUUAUGCAGUUCUGCCACAUGUAACAAUGUUGGCAUUCCCUACCACCUCUGCUACCCCUUGGUUCCUCUGCAUCUGUCCAUAGCAUCUUCUAUCCAGUGUAGUAUGAAUCUUGAAGAGGUACCUUAUGAACUUGAACUGAAAAUAACUGGAAAUUAUUCGAGCGUAAGAAAGUAAAGUCCCUUUAGAAUGAAAAGAAGAAAAAUCUCCAGUGCACCUUACUACCUUAAGUACAGUCUCUUAAUUAAUCUUGCAGCAUGAGUUACCUUUAAAUAUGAGUUUCUAAGGAACUGAACGAAAUGAUGUGUCUUAGUGUAACAUGGACAAAGUGGAAAUCAGUCAAGGACGAUUUUAGCUUUGUCACGUUGAACCCUGUUCUGUGCCCAUGAUGUUAAUAGAAAGGUAUUUAUGCUUGCAUUUGUUGAGGCAUGAAGACAAAUAUCUAAAAGCAGGACCAUUCAUGGUGGGGUGCAGUUACAGCUCGUUCCUGUGGAUGCCACAUUAACUUGUUGUCUGGUAGAAGCUCAUUCCUGUGUUCUUUGAUUGUUUUGGUAAAAUAAAAAUGUACAUGUUUUCAGUGGUAGUGAUUACAGGUCUAUGUUAAGCUCACAUACUUUGGCAGUGUCCUGUUGACAGAAUGACAAGUUAAUGAAAGUCACAAACAAUUUUACCUUUUCCUUAGCAAACAUCUUCAUAAAGUGAAGGUAGUGAAAUCAAUGGUUAAUAAAAACAUUUGUUCUUGAAACUCAUUCAUUCCUCAUUUAAGAUACCAUUAUGGAAAAAUCAGAACUGUAAUUUUGUUGGUUGGUUGGUUGGUUUUGUUAUGUUUUGCGGGAGAAGGAAGGAUUAUCACUUGCAGCAAGUAAGGAGAGCACCGGGGAUCUUUGCCGAAGCGGUGUCUCCCAGACCUCUAAUUUGUUAAAGAGAAAGCAUUGUUUUGUUUUCUGUUAUUUUUAAAUGAAUAUAUGAUAAUACCCAUAUACAAGCUUUUAAAAAUUCAAAUUUUACAAAGGGAUGUAUGAUUAAAUUUCAGUCUCCCUCCCAACACAACUUCGCUUCCUAGAGCCAAUCACUGUUAAAAGUUCUUAUGUAGGGCUUCCCUGGUGGCACAGUGAUUGAGAGUCCGCCUGCCGAUGCAGGGGACACGGGUUCGUGCCCCGGUCCGGGAAGAUCCCACAUGCCGCAGAGCGGCUGGGCCCGAGAGCCAUGGCCGCUGAGCCUGCGCGUCCGGAGCCUGUGCUCCGCAACGGGAGAGGGCACUCAGUGAGAGGCCCGCGUACCGCGAAAAAAAAAAAAUAGUUCUUAUGUAUCCUUUUGUAUUAUAAGUGUAAAGGCUCAGUUGCUGUAACCAAGAGAUCCAACAAUACUGAAGUUUAUUUCUUUAUCCCAUACGCUAUGGCCUGAAUGUUUGUGUCCUCCCAAAAUUCACAUGUUGAAACCUAACCCCCAAGGUGAUGGUGUUAGGAGGUUGGACCUUUGGGAGGCGAUUAGGUCAUGAGAGCAGAUCCGUCAUGAAUGUGAUUAGUGCCCUUAUAAAAGUGGUCCAAGAACCCUCCCUUGCCCCUUCCACCAUGUGACGGUACAGCAAAAAGAUAGCUACCUAGGAAGCGUGCUCUCACCAGACACUGAAUCUGCCAGUGCCAUGAUCUUGGACUUCCCAGCCUCCAGAAUUUUGAGAAAUAAAUGUUUGUUGUUUAUAAGCCA